Molecule: messenger RNA, 849 nt
Organism: Lathyrus oleraceus (garden pea)
Lineage: Eukaryota; Viridiplantae; Streptophyta; Magnoliopsida; Fabales; Fabaceae
Exons: 1
Coding region: 1-849 (282 amino acids)
Source: RefSeq, a predicted model, not a curated record
AUGGGACAGUCAAAGAUAAGUCUGAAAGAAUUGGUCAGUAUUAAACGAAAAUUUACUGAGACAAUAGAUGAUUACCUAAAUUGGUUUCGUUUGCUUAAGGCAAAAUGUUUUACGCAAGUGCAUGAGCAUGAGUUGAUCGAAAUGGCGGUUAGAGGCCUUGAUUAUUCUAUUAGGAAAAAGUUGGAUACCCAAUACCUAAGAAACAUGGUCCAAUUGGUUGAUAGAGUUCGACAGGUGGAACGUUUGAAGGCUGAGAAAGCCAGAGCAAACAAAAAUAAUAUGAAGGAUAAAGUAGCCUAUAUCGAACUAGGAACUGACAAAUCUGAAACGUUCGGGGAGCAGGUAGAUUUCGACGAGGGUGAGGUCGACCUUGCGGAAUUGAAGCAAGAACCAUCUUAUUCCUGCAAAGUUCUAACUCAUUCAGGCGGGAAAAAUCCAGUCGAACUAGACAGGGACCCUAGGUUCCCAAAGAAGACUUAUACCUCUGACGUCACUAAAUAUGACGAAAUCUUCGACUUACUUGUUAAAGAUGGUCAUAUGAUAGUACCUCCUAGCGCUAAAAUUCCCCCUCUAAAACAAAUAAAAAACAGGGGGUUUUGUAAAUAUCAUAAUUUUUUGGGCCACAAAACCUCACAAUGUUUUCUUUUCAGGGACCUUGUGCAAAGCGCUAUAAGAGACGGGAGGCUCCAGUUUGAAGACAAAUUGAAGACUCCAAUAAGGAUCGACGUUGAGCCUCUUCAGAUAGUUGAUGCCCAUUAUAUUGAACCUUCCAUGAUCAACAUGGUAAAAAUUUCUGAAGAAUAUGGGGAGAAGGUCAGUAUGGUCAAAGUGGUUGACGACUUUAAAUAG